This is a messenger RNA of Wasmannia auropunctata (little fire ant), 4582 nucleotides long. It is a transcript of the gene 5-HT1, whose product is annotated as 5-hydroxytryptamine receptor 2A-like. Gene Ontology annotation, biological process: adenylate cyclase-activating adrenergic receptor signaling pathway. Lineage: Eukaryota; Metazoa; Arthropoda; Insecta; Hymenoptera; Formicidae. Gene Ontology annotation, molecular function: G protein-coupled receptor activity. Gene Ontology annotation, cellular component: membrane. The record is from RefSeq and is a predicted model, not a curated record. The coding region runs from base 3293 to 4504 and encodes 403 amino acids. The transcript is spliced from 9 exons.
GGCACGGUACUCCGGACCACCGGAUCGCCCACUGUCCGUCGCCGACCACCGGUGGCACAUCGGUAACGCAAACGAACGAUAAGGAUCGCGAUCCACGCGACGAUCUCGCGGCUACGCGCGCGAGAUCGAUUCGGAAUUUACGUGCUCGAUCACGUGUAAUUUUCUCCGCGUUAUUCUCACGAGAGAACGAGUGCACCGGUAGAUCCUCCGACUCUCGCGUUUCUUCAUUCUCCUCCUUCUCUUCCUUUUCCCCGGAAAGAUCCUCGUGUGAUAUACGCCUUUGAUCGGAGCGCGCGUCAGGACGCGCGUGUCGAUUGACCGCGCGAUCGACGAGAGCUGACCGAGGCAACUUCGAAGAGUUUCUUCCUUCCUUUUUCUAAUUUCUUCUCCUUCGUUCUUCCAAUUUAAAACUUUGCGUCACGUUUGCGAUCCACUGAAUCUAUAUAUUUGUUUCCAAAAGUUUAUAUAAUCAAUUAAGAAAGUUCCAGUUGUGAUGAUUUGAUACGUUUGCAUAUCCAGCUCGCAAAGUACCCGAAAAUUAAAAUUGCAUCUUGUUCCCCGUUUCUCAGGUAGAUAAAUGAAACUUUCAAGCACGAAUGUGGAUUCAGUGGAUGCAGACGUUAUUUGGCGGAGCCAGGGCUAAAUUUCCUACGGGCUGGUUUCACCAACGUCGAUUAACGCAAACCGUGAUUGACUGAGGGUCGGUCAUAGUAACGUCGCUUAGGGCUCUGACAUCGGUUAAGUCAAUUUUCUCUCUCUCUCUCUCUCUCCCUGUUCAUAUCGUAGGUAGAACUAUAAUCUACAAAGAGAUAGCCAAUCGCCGAGCCAGGUUUACUCGACCUACAUGAUUGAUGCAAUUCGGCCCAAUUCCGUUCUACGUCUACGUUACAAAGUGGGAUGAAUGACGUGAUGAUUAAGCGCACUCGCGCGAAUAUUCCCAUUGACAACAUGCCAAAAUCAUAAUCUGUAUUACAACUGACGCGAUCUGCAGAAUGGAGGAUUAAUUGAAUUACGAUUUAGCAUUAAUCAACAAGUCUAUAAAACUCGGUUUUUGAGAACUGAACUCUCAGCAGUUGCCCGCCCCGAAAAAAAAACGGUCGACGGCACGGAGAUCGUCCGUCCACUUUCCCGUUCUCUUUGUGCGCCGUUGGUUAUGGUGUAUAACUUGUUGCUCGCGGGCAAACGAACGUGCAGUGACCGCGGAUUGCAAUUUUACAUCUUCGGGCCGGUCAGCGAUGGCAGAUUGCCAUGCCCGUUUUCGGGAGAGAAGCCUUUUUUUUCCUCUAGUUACGUUCCCGCCCGUCUCCGUUCGAUUCGGAACGAUAAAAGUGAAGAGCCGUCGACGCGCGUCUGUUGCUCGGUGAAGUGAAGAGGACGGGAGAGGAAAUGGGGGGCAAAGAGAAGAAAGAGAAAGGAAUAGAGCAGAAAUAUCGUAAAGGAUAUACGGGAUAUCCCGAUCCCAUCCUACUGUCGUCCGACCUUCCUCGUUAUUUGCGGCUUAGGACGGCUGCAGAGUAAACAUAGUCGUCGCGACCAUCCUCCGAUAUUUGCCGCCGCGAUUAUCCCGCUUUCUCUCGCGAGAUCGUGGAUAUUCGCCAUGACGACCUCCCCUCGAUCACCGAGCCGAGAGCUCGAUCGCCAACCGAUUACCCCAUCGGCCGGGAAUCAGAAUCAAAUUGAAAAGUUCGGAACUGUACCACUCAAGUCUCGAAAUCUCGAUCUCUUCCCUCGCGAGAGUUCGAAUCGACUAUGGGAUAUUAUCCGCUGAUCGAGAUUAUACCGCGGAAAUGAAGUUCCUCUCGAUUUAGGAUAAUUUCCAACUCAGGCGAUCUCGAUGUCGAUCGCCCUUCGAAAGCCGUGAUCGACAUCGAAGAAAAAGUGGAGUUUGCUUCGCAAUAAGGAGAUUAGCUAGAACGAAAGAGAGAGAGAGAGAGAGAGAGAGAGAGAGAGAGAGAGAAAGAGAAAGCGCCUUGUUCUCAUAAACAUUAAUUAAAAUUAAUCGUGACUCGACUCAAUAUGCUGCUGCGCUCUUCAGAAAUAAAAUUAAAAAACACAGAAAGGAUCGCUGAAGUCUUCGUUCGCGUUCAACUAAUAUUCCAAAGCGAUCAAUCUAUGUUAUCUACAACGAAAUCUACUAAUGUCGAUAACGGUUCUCGUUUCGCGGCAGACUUCAUUCGCGUGUUCUAGUGCUUACACUCGCUUUGUGCUUUCUUUCUCACGCACAGGGAAAAUUCGAUUUCGCGGGACGGUGCGAUGGGAUGACAAAUUGAAUUUUUCUCAGUUGUCCUGUACCAAUCCCGGAGGGGCUCACAAGGUCCGUCCUCACGAAGGGUUUUAUUUAUUAAAAAAGGGCCGAGUCUCGUGCUAAGGCGCGCGCAUCUCACCGACUGACACUCGAUUUCAGGGAGCGAGUCGCGAACGCGAUAAAUUGACCGAGUAAACAGGACGAAAAGCUCCUUUGCGGUUUUCCCGUCGCCAUCCCUCGACGAUCCGAGAGAAAGUGUGAUGAGAAUUAACUAAUUACUGUGCUAAAUGCGAAUGGACUUGUACUUUUCAACGUAUUCUUCUCGACAGAGAGCGUGCUUCUCUCGUGAGACGUGAAUAGCCGAGUGUUCGCCACGGAGAUUAAGUAGUUACGGAUCGUAUUGGUCUGACCGUGACCGCCUUUUUCCACUGCUUAAAAUUCUGCCGCCGACCAGCCGCGACUUUCUUAACGAAGUUUGAUAACGUGGGAGGAUUAAUAAUGACCGGAUGAUUUAAUCAUUUACUGCACCGACGAGAAUCACGGAGACGCUAACACGCUAACGGAGGGAAGACCCGCUGCAAAUCAUCGUCGCGAAAAUCGAGCACGUCGUCGUCGCUGCGGUCUCAUCGUUAUGUCCCAGCAUCGUUAACACCGAAGACAGUCUUGUGAUAAAUUUCCGGCACAUAGCGAAAUAAAUUGCAUCGUGGAUCAUCAGUUCAAUGUGGUCAACAUAAUCACAUAGCCGUUGCGCGUUGUAUUGACGUACGUACGAAAGGACAGACAUCCCACAAAAAAAACCUGCACCUCAAAGUCCAUGGAGUCUCGGAGCAGAAAAUUGUGGAAAAUGGGGACUGCGAGAAAUUCUGAGAUAGAGAUGGAAGCGUACGAGGGAAGUAGCCGACGUUUAUCGGCCAGGUGUUGACUCCGCGUCCGUCGAAAACGAUGAAAACAUCUUCGGACCCGCUUUAACGAAUACGGACCAUGAUACAUUAUUUAACCAGAUGAUGAAUAGCGAACACUGAAGACGGAAAAUACACUUCAGCCGUGAUGGAGGCUCACGUCGAUCAAGCCGCGAACGCAACUGUGGAAAAUCCAGUCUUCGAUGUACCAAUCAUCUUGACAGCUAUCGUGCUCUGUCUUGUUAUACUCGCCACUAUCGUAGGGAACCUGUUCGUGAUAGCGGCUAUCUUGUUAGAGCGAAACUUGCAAUCCGUAGCAAAUUACUUAAUCGUCAGUUUGGCUGUCGCGGAUCUUAUGGUCGCCUGUCUCGUUAUGCCUCUCGGAGCUGUUUACGAGAUAAACUCGGGGUGGUCACUCGGUCCGGAGCUCUGCGACAUGUGGACCAGCAGCGACGUUCUGUGCUGCACUGCCUCGAUAUUGCAUCUGGUGGCUAUCGCGGUCGACAGAUAUUGGGCAGUCACGGAUAUCAAUUAUAUACAGGCAAGGAAUCCGAGAAGAAUCGGCAUCCUGAUCAUCGCCGUGUGGGUGGUAUCCUUAGGAAUCUCAUUAGCGCCUCAGCUCGGAUGGAAGGAUCCUGAUUAUUUGGUCCGCAUAGCCCAAGGGACGUGUCUCGUGUCGCAGGAUCCUGCAUAUCAGAUUUUCGCAACUUGCGCGACGUUUUACGUUCCACUACUAGUUAUUUUAUUCCUGUACUGGAGGAUAUUCCAAGCGGCGCGAAAGAGGAUCAGGAAGAGGCCCGGCACCAUCCUUCAGCCGCCGCGUGAACGAAGGGGCAUCCUCAGACUCGUCACGAGAAGGCCGCGCGAGGAGUCGACGGCGUUCACCAUCACGAGAACCACGCCGGACCACUCGUCCAUCUCGCCGGAGAAGUCGUCGUCGUACAACGGCGCGAACGCCACACCGUCGACGACGGUGACGCCGACGGCGAUCUCGACGACGACGACGACCACCACCACGACGACGUUGACGAAUCCGACGAGCACGAGCCAGCAGCAGCCGGUGGUCAAGUGCACGAAGCGCACACGCGAGACGAUCGAGUCGAAGCGCGAACGUAAGGCGGCCAAGACCCUGGCGAUCAUCACCGGUGCCUUCGUCGCCUGCUGGCUGCCCUUCUUCUUAACCGCGCUGCUGCAAGCCACAUGCCGGACCUGCCAGCCACCCGAGAUCGUGUCCAGUGUGUUCUUGUGGCUUGGAUACUUCAACAGCACCCUCAACCCCAUAAUUUACACUGUGUUCUCGCCGGAAUUUCGGCAGGCAUUCAAAAGGAUGCUGUGCGGUGGUACGCGGGGACUUCGCUGACAGUGGAUUUAAUUCCUUUGCUCCGUGCGCGCGGCCGGAUGAAGGGGAUACGUGAAGCUGUUGUAUAUAUGCAAUAUA